CCCAGGGACAACAUUGUCUUGCAGUUUACUACUAGCCCUCGUCCUUCAAAAGCAAAUGGAUCACUUGUACAUGUUAAUAUAACUCCUGCUGACCUUAAAAAAGACUGGAGUGCUAAAAUCUGCGGGUGCAAUGGAAACGAGUAUACAUUUGCCGUCAAUAGUCCUGCUAAUGCAAUUAUUGGAAAAUACCAGCUAAGUGUAAUAACGGGAAGAGGAGUUGUAUACAUGGCAGGAGAUUGCCCCAUUUACAUUCUGUUCAACCCUUGGUGUGAAGAUGAUGCCGUAUACAUGCCAAAUGAGGAGGAAAGAAUGGAAUAUGUCCUAAGUGACACUGGAUACAUCUAUGUGGGCACAAGCUCUAAAAUUACUGCC
This is a messenger RNA of Staurois parvus, 372 nucleotides long. NCBI's taxonomy places the organism in Eukaryota, Metazoa, Chordata, Amphibia, Anura, Ranidae. The record is from the annotation of a GenBank genome assembly.